Molecule: messenger RNA, 513 nt
Organism: Saprolegnia parasitica CBS 223.65
Lineage: Eukaryota; Oomycota; Saprolegniomycetes; Saprolegniales; Saprolegniaceae
Exons: 2
Coding region: 1-513 (170 amino acids)
Source: RefSeq, a predicted model, not a curated record
AUGCUCAUGAAACCUACCGCGGGCCGACCGCAGCGCGCAGCGACGUCGCGAUCGGCCGUCGUCCUCGGCCAUCAGUAUGCGCUCGAGGCCGAAGAGUAUGCUUCUUCCGGACAUCUCGACCGAGCCGAGCAGCUCGAGCAGUUGGCGAGCCAAUGCUACCUUCGCGCCCUUGAUGACAUUGGCGCUGACGAUGUCAAGACGCGCGCUGCGCUCAAGCUCAUUGCGGAGAACCACGAACAGCGCGCCGUGCGGUGGCAGAUGGCGCUCGCGCCAGACGCGGCGCCCCGCCCGUCGUUUCCACCGCCGUCGACGGCGACGACGACGUCUGCAGCGUCGUUUGUCCCAGCGCCCACCUCGGUCAAGAGCGAGACAUCAUCGAGCGCGCCGCCCAGCGCCACGUCCAUGCGCGAGGCAGCGUCCGAGAUGGAAGACCUCUUUGAGCGACUGAAGGCACUCGGCCUUCCUGGCUAUGCUACGCACGGCGGGCGCGGCCAACGUCCAAGCAGUACCUGA